Phalaenopsis equestris is the source of this 2205-nucleotide messenger RNA. Its product is annotated as cytochrome c biogenesis protein CCS1, chloroplastic-like. The transcript is spliced from 8 exons. NCBI's taxonomy places the organism in Eukaryota, Viridiplantae, Streptophyta, Magnoliopsida, Asparagales, Orchidaceae. Bases 85 to 1800 code for a protein of 571 amino acids. The record is from RefSeq and is a predicted model, not a curated record.
CACAUCAACUGCUUCGUCUGAGGCCAUUCUCUCCUACAUAUUCUCCUCUCUCCUAAUUGGCUCUGAAGCUUAACCCACCCAGGUAUGCCUUCCUCAACUCUUCAGCUGCUCGUGUCUUUUCCUCCAAUAAACCCUGCAAAACCCCUUAAAGAUGCCCCAUUCACCGAAUCGCUCUUCUCUCUUCUUCUCCAGCCAACGAUAAAACGUCCUUCUGCCCUUUUCUACAAUGCCCGUUUUCUCAUCCAAAGGCAGCGUCUUGCAAUCCGAGUUGAAUCUAAGCCGAGGAGCUCCGAAUUCCACAAGGGAAGUGCUCUUCCUGAUGCGAAGAGGAGGAAGAAGAUUGUCCUUUUCGACGCUCCGCUGCAGCAAUCAGGCGACCGCGGCGGCAUUGUUGGAGGUGGAAGAGUCCAGAAUAAAAAGCCCAAAGGUGGCGGAUUUAAUUUGUUGUUCUUGAUGAAGAAGUUGCCGAAAAGAGUAUUGUCUGCCCUCUCCAAUCUUCCGUUGGCUAUUGCUGAGAUGUUCACCAUCGCGACUCUAAUGGCUCUGGCUACUGCAAUUGAUCAAGGGGAGGCACAUGAUUUCUAUCUCGACAAGUUUCCAGAGGAAAAUCCUUUAUUUUGGUUUGUAACUUGGAGAUGGGUGCUUAGCCUUGGUUUUGACCACAUGUUUACAUCCCCUAUUUUCUUAGGCAUGUUGGCUCUUCUCGCAGCAUCACUCAUGUCUUGCACGUACACUACUCAGAUCCCUAUUGUUAAAGUUGCUAGAAGAUGGUCUUUCAUCCACUCUGCUGAGGCUAUUAAUAAACAAGAGUUUUGUGAUUCUCUUCCACAUGCAUCCAUUCAAGAUCUGGGUGUUAUUUUGAUGGGUGCUGGAUAUGAGGUGUUUUUGAAAGGCACAACAUUGUAUGCUUUCAAGGGAAUGGCUGGUCGGUUUGCUCCCAUCGGUGUACAUUUGGCUAUGUUAUUGAUUAUGACAGGAGCAACACUUAGUGCUGCUGGAAGCUUUCGUGGCUCAGUGACUGUUCCUCAAGGGCUGAAUUUUGUUAUUGCAGAUGUUAUGUCUCCUGCUGGCUUUCUUUCAAGGCCAACACAAACUUUUAACACCGAAGUUCAUGUCAAUAAAUUUUUUAUGGAUUACUAUGAGAGCGGUGAAGUUUCUCAGUUUCACAGUGAUAUCUCAUUGUUGGAUGUUAAUGGAAAGGUGCUCAUGAGGAAAACUAUAAGUGUGAAUGAUCCUCUAAGAUAUGGAGGGAUUACAAUCUACCAAACAGAUUGGGGUUUCUCGGCCCUUCAAGUAUUGAAGGAUGGUGAAGGACCUUUCAAUUUGGCUAUGGCUCCAUUGCAGAGAAAUGGAGAUAAGAAGCUUUACGGAACCUUCCUUCCAGUUGGAGAUGCUAAUUCUCCCAGUGUUAAGGGAAUAUCAAUGCUUGCUCGGGACCUACAGUCCAUUGCUCUGUAUGACCAGGAGGGAAAUUUUGUGGGAGUUCGACGGCCUGGCUCAAAACUUCCAAUUCAUAUUGAUGGAAUGAAAAUUGUUAUCGAAGAUGCAAUUGGUAGUACUGGUCUAGAUCUGAAGAUGGAUCCGGGCGUGCCGACUGUUUAUGUUGGAUUUGGUGCUCUAAUGCUUACAACUUGCAUCAGCUAUCUGUCUCAUUUACAGAUAUGGGCCAUACAGAAUGGAACUACGGUUGUUGUUGGAGGUAAAACAAACCGAUCAAAGGUUGAAUUUUCUGAGCUGAUGAAUUGUUUACUUGAUAAAGUACCAGAGCUGGUGGAUGCUGUUGAGAAGAAGAAUAAUUGAUAACGUGGUAACUGAGAAUUUGCUGUUCUCUGCUUGUCAGUAUAAUCGGAUGAAUUAUAUGUUUUGAACUAUUGUGAAAGAGUUCCGCCACAGAUGAGCAUUCCUUUUAAUGCGGCUUCAAUCAACUUUUGGAUGGAUAUAAAUUUUUUGAGAUGACUGAUCCAUGUUUUCUUCAGUGAUUUUCGGAAUAAUCCUGGAGCUUAUUGCGUACAUGAAGAAUGAAGAUACUUCUGUACAGUUGAAUUGGUUCCGCCGUAAAAUCAGAUAUUAUGCAUGCAUGCAUAUUAUAGUUAUGUGGAAGUGACUUUUAUUUAAAUCAAAUUUACAAUUGUAUACUUUGUACAUCAGUUUUUCAAGAUAAAAGAAUGCAUUUAUUGUUGGAACCCAAUUUCUUUCUUGAACUCA